Sinocyclocheilus anshuiensis is the source of this 3299-nucleotide messenger RNA. Its product is annotated as stromal interaction molecule 2-like. The record is from RefSeq and is a predicted model, not a curated record. Gene Ontology annotation, molecular function: calcium ion binding; protein binding; calcium channel regulator activity. Gene Ontology annotation, cellular component: plasma membrane; endoplasmic reticulum. Lineage: Eukaryota; Metazoa; Chordata; Actinopteri; Cypriniformes; Cyprinidae. Bases 1040 to 3229 code for a protein of 729 amino acids. The transcript is spliced from 12 exons. Gene Ontology annotation, biological process: store-operated calcium entry; activation of store-operated calcium channel activity; intracellular calcium ion homeostasis.
GUACAUUUUUGCGUGUCGCGAUGGGAGAAAUAAAAGUGGGAAGCGAUGAACAAUAGAGCUGGCUGUUUCCGGGAGGCGCCAGCAUUCCCGAGCAACUUUCGUGCUCUUGUUGUGCAUAGCGAUAGUCAGCCAAGCACACAGCUCAUUGUUGCCGCACACAGCCCAUCCAGUUCACACUGGCAGCUGGUUUUGUGUCAUAGGAGAGUUUUAGGCGAGAUCACCGAAGAGGGAGAAUCAAACUGCCGGAGUCCUGUUGUCAAAUGAUUUGCAUAAGGACUUCCGCCUCCUGAAUUUAGUUUCUGCAUCAACUGGCAAAGGCAGUGGGCAGACCUGAGCCCUCAUGUCAGGCGCAGUCAUGCGGACUUGACAUUUAAACUCGGUUAAUAUUUGGACAUGAGCGGCACACGCGUGUAUUUCGGAUGGUCCCGGUGGAUUUGGAUUAAACGGCACACUGGGAUCUGACACUGUCAUUCUCAGAGGCGUUUACUAUGCUGUAUAUCUGCCGGCUCUUGUGGUGGAUAUACCGUGACUAUUUGCUGUUACUUCUAGUGUAGAACUGGAAUAUUGCAUUGGACUCAUUGUGGUAUUCUGUAGCAGGAAAACGCGCGUUUUCAUCUCCUCUCAAACUGGGGAUUCCUCGUCUGUUUUCACAUGUCUGUUUGGAUCCUAAAGUAGGAUACAGCCAGAUCCUCCAACCCAGUCCAGGAUCUGAUGUCUACUUCAAUGUGUCAUAUUAGAAGAGCUGACCAUCUCUUUUGGAUUGAGUUUUACCUCGCGAUCUUCUUUUGAUGUCUUGGACAGCUUGGAUGCAUGUUAGAUCGUUUUUAUUUUUAGCUUGGAUUACUUCUUUUUUUUGGCUACGUUUUUACAGGUUGGAUCUUCUCGUUUAUUUCGGGUAUUUAAACUCGGUGCUUUUUGUUUAACUACUGUUGAAAUCACACGUUUCAUUCUUUAGAUUCGUUUUGCCGAUCCACUGGGUGAAAAUACUGUGUGAUCUCUUGUUGAUUUAUUUAUUGGUCGUUUAAAGCUUUUGCACACCAUGACUUUCUUGUUCGGGGCAGCGGUUCUGUUGCUGCGCGGACUCGUCAUCUCUGCGGUAUUGGGCUUGGAGAGUUCAUACACGAGCCAUUUAUCGAACCGAGUCACUCCAGAUCCAGCAGCAGCUGUUGCUCCUACAGACCCGUGUUUGACAGUCAUCCCUCCAUGUAUGAAUGAAGCCGACCGCUUCAGUUUAGAGGCACUUCGGCACAUUCACAAGCAGCUAGAUGACGACAACGAUGGAGGAAUUGAAGUGAAUGAGAGUGUAGAGUUUAUCAUAGAGGACAUGAAGCAGCAGCAGACAAAUAAACACAGUAAUCUUCACCGAGAGGACCAGCACAUCACGGUGGAGGAGCUGUGGAGGGGCUGGAAAAUAUCAGAAGUGCACAACUGGACACUGGAGGAUGCAGUUCAGUGGCUGAAAGUGUCGGUGGAGCUUCCUCAGUACGAAAAAAACUUCAGAGAUUUUAAAGUAGAUGGCAACACGCUACCUCGAAUAGCGGCCAAUGAACCGUCGUUUAUGUCAAUGCAGCUAAAGAUAUUAGACCAACGACAUAAACAGAAAUUAAAUCUAAAAGCAUUGGACGCAGUGCUCUUUGGACCUCCACUACGUCCUCACCAUCACUGGCUGAAGGACUUUGUUUUGAUGAUUUCAAUCAUCAUUGGUGUGGGAGGCUGCUGGUUUGCAUACAUACAGAACAAAUCAUCUAGAAUUCACAUCUCCCGGAUGAUGAAAGAUCUGGAGAGUCUACAGAAUGCUGAACAGAGCCUGAUAGAGCUACAGAGCCGGCUGGAAAAAGCUCAGGAGGAGAACCGGACGGUGGCGGUGGAGAAGCAGAACCUGGAGCAGAAGAUGCGUGACGAGAUCAACGGAGCAAAGAGAGAAGCCAGCAGACUGCGAGAGCUGCGAGAGGGGGCUGAAUGUGAACUCAGCAGACUCAAGUACGCAGAGGAGGAACUAGUGCAGGUGCGAAUGGCACUGAAGAGAGCAGAGAAAGAGAUGCAGUCAGAUUGGUCGGUGCCAGAAGCCCUGCAGAUGUGGCUUCAGCUCACACAUGAGGUGGAACUGCAGUACUACAACAUUAAAAAACAGAAUGCCGAGCUGCAGCUCACGGUCGCAAAGGACGAGGCAGAAAAGAUCAAGAAGAAGAGGAACUCUGUGUUUGGUACCCUACAUGUUGCACACAGCUCAUCACUGGAUGAAGUAGACCACAAAAUACUUGAGGCUAAAAAAGCUCUAUCAGAGGUCACAGCCUGUUUGCGUGAACGUCUUCACCGCUGGCAGCAAAUAGAGAAGUUAUGUGGCUUUCCAGUGGUUCAUAACUCUGGGCUGCCCAGCCUCACCGCCUCCCUGUACGCCGACCACAGCUGGGUGGUCAUGCCGCGGAUGUCGGUGCCACCCUACCCAAUCGCUGGCGGGGUGGACGAUCUCGAUGAGGACACACCACCAAUCAUUCCACAGUUCACCUCUCCUUUGAUUCGACCUCCUGUGACCCACAACAGCAGUGUUUGUCGUUCCCGCAGAAGUCUUCUGUCUCAGCCCUCGUCCCUUUCUCCUGACCCUGACCUGUUGUCUAUGGCCUCGGCCCCACUGGCCUACAGACCCGAGGGAGACGAUGAUCACAUCUUCUUCACUGUCGAAAGGAAAGGGGAUCUUCAGGACACAUGCUCAGAUUCAGAUUCUCUCAGUUCCUCUUUGGGCAGGAAGCAGUUCUCCGGUCCCUCUGUUCAAAGUACAUGUGCUACAGGCAUGGAGACCCCACCACGUAAAAUCUCUCGUGAGGAACUUCUUCUCCUGGCGCAGGAGGCCCAGGCUAUCGCCAUGGAGACCUUACCUUCUUCCACAUCCUCCCCUUCAUCUCCUCUUGACUCCUCCUCCAUUCACAAGGGCUCCCCUGACCUUACCCACUCUUCUGUCUUCCCAGAAUCUCAAAGUUUAACCUUUCAUCCUGGCACCAAAGCUGUGGCCUAUAAUGGCAUUCUGGAAAAGUCAUACAGCAUGGGGCAGCUGCCCGCUAGUGGGACGCCUCCAGAGGGACAUUACCCCUCCAUUAGCUCCCUCGACAUAGAAAGCAAAUCUAUCAAGGAGCCCAAGCAACUCCAACCCACCUCCUCCCAGGACUUUUGCGACAAUGCAGAGAAAAAACGCUCCAAGAUCAAGAGCUUGUUCAAGAAAAGCAAAAAGCUGUGAGGAACAGUAGAGAAGAAGAAGAAAUGGAGAGAAAAGAAGCCUUAAAAUAAAAUAAAUGAGGGUCAACCAG